Messenger RNA from Lodderomyces pseudojiufengensis, 2076 nucleotides. It is a transcript of the gene FKH2, whose product is annotated as forkhead family transcription factor. Gene Ontology annotation, molecular function: DNA-binding transcription factor activity, RNA polymerase II-specific; protein binding; RNA polymerase II cis-regulatory region sequence-specific DNA binding. The transcript has a single exon. Gene Ontology annotation, biological process: regulation of transcription by RNA polymerase II. NCBI's taxonomy places the organism in Eukaryota, Fungi, Ascomycota, Pichiomycetes, Serinales, Debaryomycetaceae. Bases 1 to 2076 code for a protein of 691 amino acids. The record is from RefSeq and is a predicted model, not a curated record.
AUGUCCAAUUCAUUUACUACUCCAAGAAAACGAACACUUUCAGAUCAUUUAGAAAACCAAUAUUACUCAUUUGAUGACCCUCAAGAAAGGAUAAAUGCCGUUAUUGGUGUAUUACAAUGUCCUGAUGAGAAAACAAAUGUUUCAGAAACUUAUGCAAAUACUAAAAAUAUAGCUACUCAAGUUCAAGCUUAUGCCAAAAUAGCGGGUAAAGAUUGGACUUAUUAUGUUAAAUCUUUAGCUAUAUCUAUUGGUAGAAAUACAGAUGUAGCAAGUUCAAAUGUAAAUACUGGACCAUUAAUUGAUAUUGAUUUAGGUCCAGCAAAAAUUGUAAGUAGACAACAUGCAACAAUUACUUAUAAUUUAGAUGCAAGAACUUGGGAAUUAAGAGUUCUUGGUAGAAAUGGUGCAAGAAUAGAUGGACAAAAAGUUUCAAUUGGAUCACUGGAAAAAAAUACAUUACAUUCUGGAGCUAUAUUAGAUGUUGGAGGAACUCAAAUGAUGUUUAUUUUACCAGAUUCACCUCCUACUGUAGCACCAAAAAUGUUGGAAAAAGCAAUGGCCAAAUAUAGAGAAGAACAUGGGAAAAAUAAAAAAACAUAUAAUGGUAAUGGUGGAGGAUCAAUUAAAAGUUUUCAAGUAUAUAAUAAAGCUCAAUUAAAUCAUUCACCAAAUCAAAUGACAGCAAAUUCAUUGCAAAGUAAUUUAGAUCAAGAUUUAUCAAAAGAAGAUUCAAAAGAUAUAAAACCCCCAUAUAGUUAUGCAACAAUGAUAACUCAAGCUAUUUUAUCAAAUCCAUCAGGUGUUAUGUCAUUAGCAGAUAUUUAUAAUUGGAUUUCAAGUCAUUAUGCAUAUUAUAAAUAUUCUAAAACUGGUUGGCAAAAUUCAAUUAGACAUAAUUUAUCAUUAAAUAAAGCAUUUGAAAAAGUUCCAAGAAGACCAAAUGAACCUGGAAAAGGUAUGAAAUGGCAAAUUAGUUCAUCUUAUAGAGAAGAAUUUUUAAAUAAAGUAAAUGAUGGAACAAUUUCAAAAACAAGAAGAGGUUCAUCAGUUUCAAGACAAUUAAGUUUACAUUUAGCAACUCAUAAACAAUUACCUGAAUCUCAAUUGGAUAGACAUGAUAUGAGUCAAUUUCAUCCACAACAAAUUCAUGGUCAACAACAACCACCCCCACAACAACAAUCACAACAUCAACAACAACCUCAACAGCCUCCUCCUCAAGCAUAUUACAAUCAUCAAAGUCCAGAGACGAAAAACCUUCAAUACAAUAAUGUACAACAAAACCAUAUGAACUAUAUUCCGAAUCAAUAUGUUCAAUCUGGACGUUCCUAUUCCUAUUCUCAACAACAACAACCACAGGAUCAACCUCAGCAACAGCAACCGCAACAGCAACCACAACCAAUGAUGUUUGGUCAACAAUCAAAUACCCAAUAUUCAAACAACAAUGGAUAUGGAACACAUUUAGCAUCACCAUUAAGACAACCACAACAAUUACAUCAACAAAGAGAUUCUAUCACCAAGAUACCUAAAGUUGAAAACAAUUCUACUUUGUAUAAUCUACCACCACCAACAAACAACAACAACAAUAACGAAACAAAACCAAAUUUAGGACAUUCAAGAAAUUCUUCAUAUGUAACUAAUACACAAUUACCAAAUACUGUAAUUUCAUCAAUAAAUCAUCUGUAUAAUUCAAAUCAAAAUGAUUCAUUAAAUUCAAUACCAAUAUCUUCAAAUAAUACAACAAAUGAUGUAAUAAAUUUUACAAGUCCUAAAAAAAUAUCACAAUUAGAAGCAUAUACACCAGAACGAGGAUCAAAUAAAAAUCAACAACAAAAUCAACAACAAAAUGGAAAAAAUACAAAUACUAAUUCAAAUUCAAAUCAACUUAAUCCAAAUAAUCAAUCACAACAUCCAAAUCAAUCAAGUCCUGCAUUUUGGAAUUUUGUUCAAUUUAGUACUCCCAAUGGUCAAACUCCAAUUAAAAGAAAUUUAAAUGAAGAAAAUAAUAAUAAUGAUGAUGAUGAUGAAGAUGAAUCAGAAAAUGAUGAAAAACAAAGUCCUUUACGAAAUAAAGAUUAA